AGGAUUUUGUCGGUUUCAGUUCACAUCUUACAAACUUUCAUAAAGGAGAGAAUCUCAGGGUGGUUUGUGUCGUGUGCGGAGCGGAGCUUGGAAUGGAUUCAGUCAGACAACAUUAUACCUAUCAUGUUGGAGACAGAAAACACAGCUGUGUGUCCUGUGGACUGAAAUUUAUGGAAUCUAGGACUUUAAGGAAUCACGAGAAAACACACCUGGGUGAGAAGGAACCUGUUGAGAAGGUUUCAUGUGACGAGUGCGGAAAACAUAUUGUCAAGAAUAAUCUAAAGUAUCACAUGAAGAGCAAACAUACUGCUGAAAAGAGUGUGGUUGUGACGAAGAACCAGUUUAGUUGUUUACUGUGUGGACACGGUACCAAGUCCAGCUGGAGUAAACUAGUUGCACAUCUAGAUCUUCAUGAGGGUAGGGAGGAUCCCAACUGUUGUAAUGAGUCUGGAUGUGAAAAUAUUCAGUUUUCUAAUCUCCAGGACUGGCAUUGUCACUUCUAUGUUGUUCACAAACAGUGCUACCAGUGUGAGUUCUGCAACAUCCUACUCAAGUAA
Eurytemora carolleeae is the source of this 557-nucleotide messenger RNA. RefSeq names its product zinc finger protein 124. The record is from RefSeq and is a predicted model, not a curated record. NCBI's taxonomy places the organism in Eukaryota, Metazoa, Arthropoda, Copepoda, Calanoida, Temoridae. Gene Ontology annotation, molecular function: DNA-binding transcription factor activity; RNA polymerase II cis-regulatory region sequence-specific DNA binding. The transcript is spliced from 7 exons. Bases 93 to 557 code for a protein of 154 amino acids. Gene Ontology annotation, biological process: regulation of transcription by RNA polymerase II.